GGAAAACAAACACCCGAACGUCUGACAGCGACCUCAAAAAUAACACACUAGCUACGUCCAAUCUGUAUAAUUCACCAAAGUUAAGUGACAUUUCAGAUUCUUGCCCGCCUGAGAUGGCUUGCUUCGGACGCGUCCACUGACCCCAGAGUGUUUCUAGCCCCAGUGGUGCCCAUCUUCCCCAAAGGAUUCUGAAAACAUUGAAGAUGCUGCGAGAGAGCUCAAAGGCAUGGAGCAAUGGCUCAGAGGCCUACAGCAGUGAUCCCGAAGAGGAGGAGGAGGAGGAAGAGGACAUGGUGUUUGGGGAGAGCGAUCAGGACGGCCUUGCAGAUGAGAUGAUGGACCUGAGUGACCUUCCUACAGCGCUCUUUGCGUGCAGCGUCCACGACGCAGUGUUCGAACAGGACACACACAGGGAGAGGUUUGAAGCCUUGUUCCGGAUCUACGAUGAACAGACAACUUUCCAGAUGUUCAAAAGCUUCAGGAGAGUCCGGAUCAACUUCAGCACUCCAGAGGCAGCCGCCCGCGCUCGCAUUGAACUGCACGAAUCGGAGUUCAACGGCCAGAAGCUAAAACUCUACUUUGCUCAGAUCCAGAACGCAGAUGAGGACAUCGAUAAGUCGUACCUGGCACCCCCUCAGCCGGUUAAACAGUUUCUGAUCUCGCCACCUGCCUCGCCACCUGUGGGCUGGAGCCAGAGCGAAGAUGCCACGCCUGUGAUCAACUACGACCUGCUGUGUGCUGUGGCCAAGCUGGGACCAGGUGAAAAAUAUGAACUCCAUGCAGGCACCGAGUCCACCCCCAGCGUGGUCGUCCACGUGUGUGAGAGCGAAACGGAGGAGGACGAGGCGGCGAGGCCGAAGCAGCAGAUCGUCCAGACAAGACGUCCGGACGGGCCCCCCAAGGUCUUCAACUAGAGGGGGCGCCCUCCACUCACCCCGACACCGGCGCGGCCCAAACCGACCGCCCCUUUGAAUCCGCAAACACACCUGCCCUCUCUCUCUCUCGUCUCUGCACUCACGGAGAGCGCCGACGCCCCUCAUUUCAGUUCAACAACAAGCGAAAACAACAACAGACAUUGCUCGAAGACGGCGUUUGUGAGGAGCCCGGCGACCGAAUGAGGCGGCUUGAAAGGGAAUGGAUGAGAAUCACCCCCCCCCCCCCCACACUCAUCACAUUCUGCGGACAGCGUGGGGAGUGGCGGGCACGCUUGCCUCCACCCCACCAGCCCCUCCUAGUUUUCAGCAGGAGGGGUGAAAAUACCUGUCCCGACACAGGCACCUGUCACUUGUCUCACACACACUCGGCUCUCAUCGCUCGUCCCGCUCAGUAGCUUGCUUGCCAGUUUGCUUGUUGGCCGUACCUCUCCUUUCGUAUGUCAUGUGUACAGUAAUCUUUACGUGCGGACAUGCAGCAACUCAAAGCAAAGACAUUUUUCAAUUUUCUUAGUUUCAAUUGUUUUCACUCUCUCUCUUUAUCUCUCUCUCUCUCUCUCUAAUAUAUAUAUAUAUACAUAUAUACAUAUAUAUAGACUUAGAUAUACAUUUUCUAUUUUUUCUUUUUAAUACAAUUUCAUAUCUGCUGUUUGAUGCUUCAGCUUGCAUCGGCAUUGAGUGUGUGAUGUUUUCACUCUGCAUGUAUAUACUGUAUUGGAAAAAAUACGUACAGAAACACAAAUACAAGUUAUAUGAAGAAAAAGGACCCUAUUUAAUGACAAAAACAGCACGAAACGCCAUAUGUGAGUUGUGGUUGUUUAACUUUAAUUUCACUGCUUUUUGUCCUUUUUCUUUCUUUUUUUUUUUCCUUAGGAGAGGUGUUGUUUUUGGCUGACCUGCUGAUGUGUAAUCUUACUGUGUAUUUUAUACCCCAACAUUUUUGCAUGCGUAGUUACUCAGUAGAUGAGGAGCUGAGGUGUAUUAUUAUUUUCUUUUGGUUGUUUGUUUUUUUCUAUUGUCGUUUGUGAUGGCAGGGACAUGCUGUGGCAUAAGUGUAUCCUCCUGCACACAGUUUAAAGUGACGUCUUUCUGGAAAACAAGCUGAACCGAGUUUUGUAAGAUUGACAGUUCCUUCUUUAACCUGAUGGCAAAUUGACAUUUGCUGCUUUUCGAGGAGAUUUGAUGGAUCACUGAGAGUUCACCCCCUAAUUUCUACACGGAGCUUUGGAUGUGUUUUUUUGUUUUUUCUCCCGAAUCCGUUUGUUGCACUCGUCGUCUCCAUGGUCCUGACUGCAUCGUUUGAUCCGAUCCUCCCUCUGUGUCAGGUUCCCCUCUGAGGCCGACACUGCUUGUUUUGCACUGAGAACUUUUUGAUGUCUCCAUGCAUUGGUGGGGCUCCUGACCGUCUCCUGCUGUGCACCCGAACACUGCACUGCUUUUUUGCUGUACAUAUGUGGAAAGAUUGAUUUUAGAUUUUGCACCUUUCAUGGAAGCAUUUCACAGAGAAAAGGGAAAAUUAAGUUUGCCUCAUGAGAUACAAUCUCAUACAGCAACCAAAGCAUUCACUGUCAUUGCAGCAUGAAAUUGUUUUCAGACAUUGAUGUGAAUUGUCAAACUGAGCAGGGAGAAAUAAUGUUUUCUCACAUACCUGUGCGCUGGUUACUUUUCUUGCCGUAUGUCUUCUUAGUGAAAAAACCUUAACUUAUCCUAUUUUACAUUCUUCACCUUUGGAAGCAACUUAACAGAUGUUUGUAACUGGGCUUUUGAGUGUUGGAGGUCAGUCUAAACCUUAUUAAUGCCAUUAGGCUGCAUGAAUUCUACAACUACUUUUUGCUAUACAACAAUAUUAAGAAGCAAAAGAUAAGUCGGUGUGCAUGUGAGUAUUUUACUCUGUGUUUUCUAUUUUUCCUUCUCCACAAAGUCUUUUUUGAGACAAAGUAGGGAGCACAUUCUUCGGUUUCUUUAUUGUAUAUUGAUUUCCUUUUAGCUUGAGCUGAACACCUGGUUAGCCUUUUCACCAGCAUAUUGCAGUGAGUGAAACGCUCCACUUCAUUUUUGCUCGCGUGAACCUUUCAGGCCUUUUGAACGGGAGAGUGUACUUCUCAAAAGGUGCUGACAUGCCGUCCGGUUGCAGGUUUUAAAUGAGGCAGAAUGGCACAGCAGAACAAAUAACAAUAUCUCGUUUAUUGUGUUUGUCCAUGUGAAACAUUGGUCUUAUCUUCUGAGAAAACAAAAAGUCCUAUGAAGCGCACCAUGUUGGCAGAGUGCUCUUUUAUUGUGUUUUGGCACUGCAGGUGAGUCGUCGCAGAUGCAUUUUGAUGGAUGAUGAGAACGAAGAAGCAGUGGAGCAAGAGGAAACACACUCAUGAAGAUUUCUUUCUUUUUUUUGUCUGUGGUUAUUGUGUUUCAAAGUGGUGCACUUUGGUCACAGUGAAACAGAACAUGUAUAUUUUUGUACAUACGAGGUCGUUUUCAUUUCUGUUGCCGAUGACGGUCAUUCGUUUGGCACUGUUGUAACAGAAACAAAAAAAAUGUGUAAACAAGAAGUCUUGAGGAUGUUCGAUCAAAACCAACUGUCGCGGUGUUGUGUUCAACUUGGGUUCAGUUUGAAUGUGGAUUUUAUUUCUGGGGAACAUCUACUAAAAAGCUCAAUACUACCGUUAUAAAUGUCAUUGUUGUAUUGUUUCUGUUGAAUCUAAAUAAUGUGUCUUGUAUUGUAGGAAUCCAGAAAACAAAGUAGCAAAACAAGCAAUAAUUUACAGUUCUGUAAUACCAGUAUGUGUAUUUUACAUGUUCUGUACUUAUUUCUCUGACAUGGCCUCUGUCUCUGACAGUAUCCACUUCUACUUGUGUCGUAUAAUAGUCAUUUGUUUCACAUCAAAAAAUGCAUAAAGACUUAUUCUUAAAACCCA
This is a messenger RNA of Menidia menidia (Atlantic silverside), 3844 nucleotides long. The record is from the annotation of a GenBank genome assembly. NCBI's taxonomy places the organism in Eukaryota, Metazoa, Chordata, Actinopteri, Atheriniformes, Atherinopsidae.